Molecule: messenger RNA, 2704 nt
Organism: Eucalyptus grandis
Lineage: Eukaryota; Viridiplantae; Streptophyta; Magnoliopsida; Myrtales; Myrtaceae
Product: acyltransferase-like protein At3g26840, chloroplastic
Exons: 14
Coding region: 40-2217 (725 amino acids)
Cellular component (GO): membrane
Source: RefSeq, a predicted model, not a curated record
UUAUAUAUAUCUCGUUUUGGCCAUUUCACUUUUCAGCUGAUGCUCUCUCCUUUUCCCGGAGCCAAAAGUUCCAUGGCGGCAGCCGGAGCUUGUCUCUUCCCGCCCGUCUUCUCCCCGGCUCGCCGUCGCCGGACCGAAGCUUCGGCCGCCGCCGGCUCCAAUCAGAACCCGAGGCUCAGCUCGUCGUCCGCCCGCAGAUUCGCCGUCUCGACGGAGCACGUGUCGUCCGCAGCAGCGACUGCAACUACCUUUCCUUCACCGAGGCCGGUCGGUUUCGGCGAGAACGGGAGGAGCCCCGAGAAACAUGGAGGAACGGCGAGCGACCAGAGCUCUUCGUCGCCGUUCAUGGAGGACGUGGAGCUGGAGAGCGGGCGUGAGAGGCUGAGGAGGUUCUUCGACGAGGCGAAGGAUCUGACCAGGCCGGACGGCGGACCGCCUCGCUGGUUCUCUCCUCUGGAGUGCGGCUCUCGCCUGGAGAAGUCGCCGCUGCUUCUCUAUUUGCCUGGACUCGACGGCACUGGAGCUGGGCUUACUUCGCAGUACAAAAAGCUCGGGAAGGUGUUCGACAUUUGGUGCUUGCACAUCCCAGUCAUGGAUAGAACGUCAUUUCUAGACCUGGUGAGAAUGGUUGAGAGAACAAUAAAAGCAGAGACCGACCGCUCUCCCAAUAGACCUAUAUAUCUUGUUGGAGAAUCAUUGGGAGGAUGCCUUGCAUUAGCUGUCGCAGCGCGCAACCCUGACACUGAUCUUCUAUUAAUCUUGGCUAAUCCAGCCACAUCUUUUGACAAGUCACAAAUACAACCUCUAUUACCUUUGCUGGAGUUAAUGCCGGAACAGUUGCAGCCAAGCUAUCCUUUCAUCCUGAGUUUGAUGGCAGGUGAUCCUUGGAGGACGUUCAAUGCUAGCACAGAAAAGGGGCUUCCUCCACAGCAAACAGUUGGAGAGCUAUCAAAGGACUUAUUGACCAUGCCAUCUUACAUAUCUGUUCUUGCUGAUAUUCUCCCAAAAGAAACACUUCUGUGGAAGCUUCAGAUGCUUAAAUCGGCUUCGGCAUAUACAAAUUCACGCAUUCAUGCUGUCAAGGCACAGACUCUACUUCUUACAAGUGGGAAGGAUCAACUAUUGCCAAGUCUAGCAGAAGGUGCUAGACUAGAAGAUGCACUGCAGAGAUGUGACCUCCGUAAAUUUGAUGACUGUGGUCAUUUCCUUUUCUUGGAAGACGGUUUUGAUUUGGUUACCAUAAUUAAGUGCCUUAGUUUCUACCGUCGUGGAAAAAGUCUCAACUAUGUUUCAGACUACCUGCCGCCAACCCCUGCUGAAUAUAAGAAACCAUGUGAAUCAAACAGAUGGUUUGAUGAGAUAACUGGCCCAGUGAUGCUGUCAACCUUAGAGGAUGGGAGGAUUGUUAGAGGUCUGGAUGGAAUUCCAUCAGAAGGGCCAGUUCUAUAUGUUGGCUAUCACAUGUUAUUGGGACUCGAACUGGUUCCUAUGGUUAUCCGAUUCCUAAAUCAGAGGAACAUACUCUUACGAGGGAUAGCACAUCCUAUGCUCUUUGAGAAAUACAGAAAAGGACAAACGCUUGAGCCGGCGUUUUAUGACACUUUCCGGUUGAUGGGUGCGGCACCUGUUUCAGGGACCAAUUUGUUCAAACUUCUUUCGUCAAAGUCCCAUGUCUUACUCUAUCCAGGAGGCAUGCGUGAAGCGCUUCAUCGUAAGGGUGAAGAAUACAAGCUAUUUUGGCCGGAGCAGUCUGAGUUUGUCAGGAUGGCAGUUCGCUUUGGAGCCAAAAUAGUGCCUUUUGGUACCGUUGGAGAAGAUGACUUUGGUGAAGUCUUUUUCGAUUAUGAUGACCAAAUGAAGAUCCCAUAUUUCAGGGACCAGAUUCGACAAAUGACGGAAGAAUUUGCAAAAGUGAGGACUAACGCAACGGGAGAGGUAGCCAAUCAAGAUGUGCACCUUCCUUGGGUUCGGCCAAAAAUUCCUGGGCGGUUCUAUUAUUAUUUCGGGAAACCAAUAGAAACAGCAGGGAGGAAGCAGGAAUUGAAAGACCGGGAAAAAUCCCAUGAACUGUAUCUAGAAGUCAAGUCGGAGGUAGAGCAAUGCAUGGCGUAUCUGAGAGAGAAACGAGAGAACGAUCCUUAUAGAAGCAUCUUCUCCCGAUUGAUGUACCGAGCCACACAUGGUUCCACAUCCGAAAUUCCAACAUUUGAACUGUGAUCGGAACCUCGCCGUAUUGCUUCAACUUACUCCAGACUAGUGUAGGCCACACAAGUUUUCACUGUACAGCAUAGCCGGGUCUUCGGUCGAUUAUUAUUUCUCAAAGGAAGGAGAACUUUGACAUUCUUUGGAGAACACUAUCGAGGGAAGAUAAAAGAUGCUGCAAGUACGUCUUUGACAUUUGUUACAUGGGACAUGUCAAUAUUAUUCGACAAGAACAAAGGUUUCUGAGAUUUCGGAUCUGUGACAUCCACAAUUGCUGCAUUCGAAGUAGCUCAGGAGCUCCCAGUCUGAAGAACAAUCAUGGAUGGGCUUCCGUUCUUUGCCUUCUGCGGCUCUUUACUGAAGCGUUUCCUUAACGUUCAUCUUAUAAUUUCAGAAGUAAAAGAGCAGCUUUUUGCCUUCAGAACUGGUGAAUGUAAAUUAUGGAUGCGCUUCUCUAUCAUUCUCACCCCAUCCAUUUGAAUUGAAUUCGGGCAUUUCUUCC